AUUGCAAAUCCCAUCGGUACAUCAAAAUGGCUGACAUUCUCCAAAACUUGUAUCAAGAAUACAAAAAUGCAAUAAGCAAUAAUUACAAUGCAAUUGCACAGUUUGAGUCGGCCUUUCGCCUUGUAUCUUAUGCCAUAGCAGGUAAUAGUAUCAGUUGUGGAAUGUUUGUUCCCUAAAUGCUAUUACUUAUUUAAAAUAAACCUUAACCAGGGAACAACAUUUAGUUUAGAGUUUAGAGUUUAGAGACAUUAUCAUGGAUACUUUGGUCAAAAAUUUAAACAUUUUGUAAAAAUAAACCAAAGGCACAGUUGAAUAGAGCUAAUUUUUUUACAGAAUUAUAACACCAAAAUCAUAUUUUUAGCUGUUGUAGUUUUAAAGUUAUGAAAUUUUAAAGUACGACUUGGAUUGUCAUUUUUUAACAUGGACUGCAUCUCCACAUUCUGUGACCUCAUUCCACUGAUCGCGUCAUGCGCAAUGACUAUAUAGUUUAUAUAAGGCAACGCAUUCCCUAUCACUAAAAUACUGUUUAGGGUCGACUUAUUUUCAACUUUGGCACAUGAAUAAUUAAUUAAAGCUUUCCCUGACCAAUGGUUUAAUAGAUUUUGCACACGGCAAACUCUUAUGAAUGAAACUCUGAGAUAGUACUACGAUAUAGCCGUUAUGCAAGUGGCUGUGAAUGGUUGCCAAUGACAACGUGUUGCCCAGGGAAAAUUCUGAUCAUUUAUAAUAUGGACUCUACAGAGUUUUUAAAGCUCAAAUUAAAACAUUCCAGUUUAAAUGUUUUCAAAAUGCAUUCUGAAACACAAAAUAUAAAAUAUUUUGAUGUAUUUAGUGGUAAUAAUUAAAUAUUUCCUAAGUAUCGGCAACUUCCGCCAUUAAAAAGGGGGCGUGGCCCACGCCAUGUCGAAAUUAGGCUGAGCCACCUUAUGGUGAUAUGGGUCACUGUGACAAGCGUAACAAAUGUGAGACACGACCUACAUCAAUGAAACUUGGCACAGAUAUAGAUCAAUAUCUAAUGCUCAUACAGAUUUAAUCAAAAAGGACCUUAUCUUAUUAUUUCACAAAAAAUAUUUAAUGCGAAGAUGUCUUUUAUAUACCAAAGAUUUUCAAAAUAAAGGUCGAUUAAAAAAAGCAAAAUAGCUGGCUAGAAAUGUAGGCCAAGAUGUCUACGAAAUUAUAAGGCCGGAAACGGAACUCAAAUAUAUGUCGAAAGAACUAAUUUAAUAAUAAAUAGACACACACAUCGGAAAAUUAAAAACUCGGAUUUUUCAGCGCCGACACCCAUUUCCGAUACAAAAAAAGUUGUAGUCUCCCUUGUUUCAUCGAAGUAUCUACAUUAUCAUUAGUCAUUAGUCUAUUAUUAUUAGAUCUAGUCAUAUUAAUUUAGGUACUUUAGUAAACAAAUUCAAAAUAUUUUUUUAAUAUUAAUAUUUUAAUUUAAUAUUAGUUAUUUAGAACAAAUUUCAAAUUGGGCUAUUUCAGAUUUAGUGGCCCACGACGACUUUGUUUUGGAUUCUAUUGGUUUUUAUUGGUUGAUUAGAUUAAUUAUAAUUUUUAAAUUUUGAUUGGUUGGCUCAUUAUCAUUUUUAUUUGGUUGCGCCAUCUUUGAUAUCUUUGGGGUGAAUGUGGGGUGUGGAGAUUUAUUCAUUUUGGGGCUAUAUUUGCGUUGGAACCUGAAAUAAAGUGUGUAAAAGUGUAUUUCAUGAAACUGUAAGUUGGAUUUUCAUCAUUUCUUUAUGUUAUGAUUAUUUUGGGCAUUUUUUUGUUAAUUUUAUCGUUUUCUUGCCACAUUAUGUAAAUUCCACAUGUUUUUACUUGUGGCUUUAGACGUAGUAUUUAGGGAUCGAUUUUGAUUUAGGGUUCGGGUUAGGCAUAGGGAUAGAUUUAGUGAUUUAGGGUUCGGGUUAGGCAUAGGGAUAGAUACUAGUGAUUUAGGGUUCGGGUUAGGCAUAGGGAUAGAUUUAGUAAUUUAGGGUUUGGGUUAGGCAUAGGGAUCGAUUUAACACAUUUUUUCAUAAAUUUUUAAAGUUUUCUUCCUAAUUUUAGCAAACAUGAGUUAUUUUAUUUUUCCAUGGCCGCCAUCUUGGCUGCCUUGACCUGUGAACACGUAAAAGUGCGCGGGUCGAGGCAACCAAGAUGGCGGCCAUGGAAAUAGACUCGGGCCGCUUUCUCAGAAUUUACCUCAAAUUGAAACCAGAAUCAACUUUUUAGCUUAAUUACUUUUUGAGCUACAAAUUUUUAAAGUGUGAGUUCGUUUGGUAUUUUUUACUAAAGGUAGGUACUUCGAUUAAGCAAGGGAGAGUUCUAAAAAAUUUGUAUGGGAAAUAGGCGUCAGCGCGCGAAAAUCAGAGUUUUUAAUUUUUUGAUGUUGAAACUAUUUCAUUCAUAAAAUAAUUACUAUCUCCCAGAAUUGUGUUCCUCUUCCAGCCUUUCGCUUUAGAGGACAUCUUGGCCUACAUUUUAAUCUAGGUACUACGACAAAGCAAGGGAGACUCCUAGUAAAUUUGUAUCGGAAAUGGGUGUUGACGCAAUAGAAUCCGAGUUUUUAAUUUUUCAUGUGCAUGUAAUUUGAAUAAAUUUGGAGUCCUUUCGGCCCAUAAUUAAGGUCUGACUCCGCCCAUUAACGUUAGGAGAAAUGUUGAACUACAUUCCCAUUGAGUUAAUUAUUUCUUUAUAUCAACGUUAAGUAAGGAAAAUCGUAUGUCAAUAUAAGGCAUCUUCGCAUUAAACAUUUUUGUAUAAAUAUUCAAGGUAGGUCUUUCAUAUUAAAAGUAGGCCUGCAUAAUUUGUUGAAGUACAUGCAGACCUGUUUACUCUUACGAUUUCGGCGUACAAUGUACGAUUUUGAGGUGUAUACAUGUUUAUUUUUUUAGUAUUAAGAUAGUGUAUUGAACGAUUUUGUGAUGAUAUUGUAAGAUUUUAAGAGUUUGAGGGUAAACAGGUCUGUACAUGUGUGCAAAGUUUCUAGAGAUAGCUCAAUAAACAUUUUCACAAUUCUCCUCAACAUUGACCUCAUUAUGCAAAGGUCGCACUGGCCAUUUUGGAUUAAGGAUCCCGCCCCCUUUUAAAUGGCGGAAAACGCCGAUACUUAGCUUAGGAAAUAUUCAUUAUUACCUCUAUAUACAUCAAAAUAUUUGAUAACUUGUGUUUCAGAAUGCAUUUUGAAGACAUUUAAACUUCCACAUCUUGUGACCUCAUUCCGCCGAUCGCGUUAUUUGCAAUGACUAUAUAGAUUAUAUAAGGCAACACAUCCCCUUAUCACUAAAAUACUGUUUAGGGUCGACUUAUAUUAAACUUUCAACUUUUACUUUGGCACAUGAAUAAUUUAUUAAAGAUUUCCCUUACCAAUGGUCCAUGACCAUGGUUUAAUAGUUUUUGCACACGGAAAACUCUUAUGAAUGAAACUGUGAGGUAGUACUAAAAUACAGGCAAUUCAGGCUCAUACCAGCAAGAAGCCAGUAUAGGAGCUGCUCAUUCCUGCCCAAGACAAUCAGGGACUGGAACCAUCUUUCAAAAGGAACGUUUGAGGCGACAACACUAGACACAUUUGUGUCUAUUGCCUCAAGCCUUCAAACUCCUAAUGCAUGAUUUCCUCAUCAACACCAGUAACAGAAACAUUGCAAAUCCCAUCUUCAUGCAUAGGAGCCAAAAUGAUCAAAUAAUUGAUCGUGGGCCCUUAAGAUAUAGAAGAAGAAAUAUAGCCAUUAUGCAAGUGGCUGUGAAUGGUUUCCAAUGACAACAUGUUGCACACGGACAAUUCUAAUCAUUUAUAAUAUGGAUCCUACUACAGGGUUUUUAAAUCCAUCCAUCCAUCCAUCCCUGUGGCGCUACAGCCCAUGUAGGGCUUUGGCCUGCCUCACCACUUCCUUCCACUCAGACCUAACUAAUGCCUCUCUUUUUCAUGCUUGAACUUUCAACUGCUGUUGAUCAUUUUCCACAUCAUAUAUCCACCUAAGCCUAGGUCUGCCUUUGAGCCUUUUUCCUCUGGCUCUGGGGUAUUGGUGAUGCACCCUCUUCGUUCCGACAUUCUCUUUAGGUGUCCUGCCCAGCGUAGCCUGCCUCUUUUUAUUUCUGCUACUAUCGUGGGAUCCUGAUAUAGACUGUAUAAUUCAUGGUUGGUUCGUAUUCUCCAUCCAUAUUCAAUAAUAUUCAUCCUUUGUUGGCCCAUUUAUUUUCCUGAGAACUUUCCUCUCCCAUGUGUUUAAUAGGUUUUCUACUGUUUUUGUUAGGGUCCAGGUUUCACUUGCAUAUGUUACAACUGGUCUGAUUACAGUUUUAUAAAUAGUUUUACUGUGUUUCGCUUGUAAUGUUUUUACUUUUGAGUAUUUUCUGACUACUGAAGUAUGGCUUAUUUCCGGCUGAUAUUCUUUCUUUUAUUUCUGUUAGUAAUUUGUUUCUUUCAUUUAACAAGGAUCCUAGGUAUUUGAAUUGAUUUACUUUUUCUGGUUUCUAAUUUUAAUUGCUUCCUCUGUUUGUUCUUCUCUUAUCAUGGUCAUGUAUUUUGUUUUUUGGUUGUUAACUUCCAGCCCUGCUUGUAGAGAUGCGUCUUCUAAUUCAAUAAAGGAUUUUGAUAUGUCUUUAAUACUUUUCCCUAGAAGUGCUAUGUCAUCAGCAUAUGCAAGAUACUGAAGUGGUUGGUUGUAGAGUAUGCCCAUUGGCUGUGGGUUUUGAGUUUCCCUCAGAAAGUAUCUUGUUAUCGUUCCUCAAGUGUCAAUGUGUAUGUUUCUAAUAACUCUCUCUAAUGUUAGGUUAAAAAGCAUACAGACAGUGAGUCUCUGUGUCUUAGGCCUCGUCUAAUAUGAAAUUCCCUUGAAUAUUCUCCUUGAAUCUUGAUUUUGCUUUUUGAGUUGUUUAGUGGUACAUGUAUUAGUCUUGUCAGUUUGUUGGGUAUCCCAAACUCCUGCAGAGUCUCAUAUAGAUAGUUUCUUUUGAUGCUGUCAUAGGCCAUUUUAUAGUCCACAUAUAUUUGAUGUACUGGUAUAUUAUAUAUUCAUAGCAUUUCUCUUAUAGGCAUCUGAUGGUGAAAAUCUGAUCAGUCGUUGAUCUGUUAGGCCUGAAUCCACAUUGGUAAUCACCUAGUAUUUCUUCAGUGUAAGGUUGUAGUCUUUUGGCAAUAAGCUUCAUCAGUAUUUUUUAAACAUUUAAUAGGGAGAUUCCCCUGUAGUUUGUGCACUGAGGUUUGGAGCCUUUCUUGUGUAUUGGGGCUAUUAAAGCUGUUUCCCACUCUGUCUGCAUUUUCUCUUCUUGCUACAUUUUAGUUAUAAGUUUAUGUAUCUGAUUGUGUAGUUCUUUUCCUCCAUAUUUAAUCAGUUCUGCUGUGAUGAGGUCUUGUCCGGGGGCUUUGUGAUUUUUCAUAUAAUUAAUUACCUCUUUGGUUUCUUCUAGGGUUGGGCAUUGUAUAAAAGGGUCUGGUCCUCCCUGUGGUGGGUGAUAAUCUUCUUCUUGUCUAUUGUCUGCACUCAGUAUGUCCUCAAAGUAUUCAGCCCACCUCUCCAGUACUUCACUAUUUUCCGUGAUUAAUUCUCCAUUGUGGCUCUCACACAUUUGCAGUCUGGCUUGGUAUCCAUUCUUUUCAUCUUUUAUCUUCAUGUAUAUUCCUCAUAUAUUUCCCUCUCUUGAUAAAUCUUCUAUUUCCUUUAGUUUAUCUUUUUCCCAUUCCCUCUUUUUCUUCUUAAACAUUUUUGUUGCUUUCCUUCUGGCUUCCUUGUAUGUUUGUGUUGUAUUUCUGGUUUCCCUUUGUAACAUGAUCAUUCUUGCUUUGUUUCUUUCUUCCACAGUCUCUCUGCAUUCAUUGUCGAACCAGCCUACGCUAUUGUUGGCUUUCUGAAAUUCCACUACUUUUUCUGCUGAUCUUUUAAUGGCAUUUUUUAUCCUAUCCCACUGAUCAAUUAUGUUGUUUUCCUCGUUUACUUCCUCCUGCGAUGCUUCUAAUUAUACUUCUACUUCAUUUUGCAUUUGCCGGCCCAACAAUUUGGAACACCCUUCCAGUCACUCUCAGAAACAGCCAGACACUGGAGUCCAUUAAAACCGAUUUAAAAACACAUCUAUUUCGCAAACACCUUUAUUAUUUUAAACUUUAUUAUUAUUAUUAUUAUUCUGGUACGCUUUUGCAGUUAAUGGGUCUUUGGGCAGCUUUUGGUAAUCGCAUCGUUUCUCUCUUUGAUUACGACCAUAGUGAAUUAAGCUUAUUCUCUGUCUAUAUUUUACCCUUACAAGUAGAUGAUCCGAGUCCGCAUCUGCUCCUCUAAGGCUUCUCACAUCUAAUAUAUCUGAUCCAUGUCUCCGAUCUAUUAAAACAUGAUCGAUUUGAUUGCGGGUGAUUCCAUCUGGUGAGUUCUACGUAGCCUUAUGUAUAUUUUUGUGCGGAAACUUGGUGCUGCUAACUGACAUCCCUUUUCCUACCACAAAGUCUAUGAGUCGGAUCCGAUUGUCAUUGGAUUCUUCAUGCAGACUUUCCUUGCCAAUAGUUAGCAUGAACACCUUUUCUUUUCCUAUUUUGGCAUUGAAGUCUCCAAUAACUUUUUUAAUAUCAUGUCGUGGUGCCUCUUCGUAGAUCUUUUCCAGUGUCUCAUAAAAGGAUUCUUUAUCCUGAUCUUCCGUGUCUUCGGUUGGAGCUUGUACAUUUAUGAAUGUUAUAUUGCAAUUUUUCCUCAAACACGCAAAGAACACAAACUUUCGUUUUCCGGUUUGAAGCCUAUGACUGCACUGACUGAGGAUCCUUUGUGGGUCCCUCCACUUUCUACAAGGCAGUAGGUUCUGAUUUUGGUCCGCCCCAGGUAUUUUAUUUCCCUGGUGCCCUCCAUAUCUGGUGGGCUUUCCCCUAUCCGCCACCUGGGGAGGAGAUCAGUUGAAGAUCAGUAUCUCCGCACGAGACAGGGUUUUUAAAGCUCAAUGUAAAACAUUCCAUUUUAAAUGUCGUCAAAAUGCUUUCUGAAACAAAAGUUAUCAAAUAUUUUGAUGUAAAUAGUGGUAAUAAUUAAAUAUUUCCUAAGUAUAGCAAACUUCCGCCAUUAAAAAGGGGGCGUGGCCCACGCCAUGUCAAAAUUAGGUUGAGCAACCUUAUGUUCAUGUGGGUCAAAGGAUCAAGCAUAACGAACGUCGGACAUGACCUACAUUAAUGAAAAUUGGCACACUUAAAAUUCAAUAUCUAAUGCUUUUCAUGAUUUAAUAUGAAAGACCUUUUCUUUUUAUUUCACAAAAAAUUUUGUAUGCGAAGAUCCCAUAUAUAUACCAAAGAUUUUCUAAAUAUAUUAUAUAUGUCUUCCAAACUGAAAAGGCAGAAGCGGACCACAAUUAUAUGUGAAAAGGACUCAUUCAUUAAUGAAUGGACAUUAAAAAGUCGGAUUUUACUGCGCCGAAGCCAAUUUCCGAUACAAUUUUAAAGUAGUCUCCCUUGUUUUACCGCAGUAUCUACCAACAUGAAUGGUCAAUCAAGUCAAUGGUGGAAUUAUAAAUUAAUUAUGAUUGAAAUUAAUUAUAGGAGUUGGUAUGGACUUGAGUCCUAGGCCUAGGAACAUCUGUAAAGCAGGGGAGACUACUUCAAAAUUUGUAUGAGAAAUGGCAUCUGCGCAGAAGAAUGCAAGUUUUUAAUUUUUGACAUUGGUGCUUUUUCAUUUAUAAAAUUACUAUUUUGUCAUAAAAUUGUGGUAUCCUUCCAGGAUUGCCUCAUUUAUAUUAGUAUUAGUAUUAAUAAUAAUAAUAAUUAGUGGUCUUAUAUAGUGCGGUACCCCAGCCCAGUGGUACCCCAGCCUAGGGCUGGGCUCACCGCGCUGUACAUAAAAAUAUUAGCAAAAGAGACAUAAUCAUGACAUUAAAAUAAAAUACGUUUAUGAAAUAAAAAACAGCGUGUAACCAAAACAACAAAAACAAAUGUAUAUUCACCCACCCCAGAACUUUUACAUGGCAAACCAUGGGCAGCAGCCAGCAGGAUCGUUUAUCGGUCAGAGGAGGGGAAUCAGUUAGGGUAGCAUAGUUUAAAGAGAUGUGUUUUGAGUGCAGUUUUGAAGGCCUGGGCAGUUGGUAUAUUGCGGAUGUGUAGUGGCAAAGAAUUCCAUUGUUUGGGGGUGCAGAAAGAGAAAGAUCGUUCACCAUUUGUUUUAGUGUGUUUCUUGGGAACAGACAGAAUACACGUGUCUGUGGAGGAGCGAAGCUGUUGAAGGGAUGAAUAGACAGAAAGAAGUUCGGUUAGAUAGGAAGGGCAGGAAUUCGAGAAAAAGUUGUGACAGAGAACAGACAACAUGUUGUCAAUGCGUGCCUGUAUAGGGAGCCAAUGAAGUAUUAGUAUUAGGUACUUGGUAAAGUAAUGGAUACUCCUAGAAAUUAAAAUUUGUAUCGAAAAUGGGGAUCGGCAGAAUGGAAUCUGAGUUUUUAAUUUUUUAUGUGAGUGGAAUUUUAAUGAUACAGGAGUCCUUUUGGCCCAUAAUUAAGGUCUGAGUCCAUAUAAUAAAUGAUCAGAAUUUUCCGUGUGCAAAACGUUGUCAUGGGCAACCAUUCACAGCCACUUCAAUAAUGGUUAUACCGUAGUACUACCUCAGAGUUUCAUUCAUAAAAGUUUGCCAUGUGCAAAAACUAUUAAAAACAUUGGUCAGGGAAAGCUUGAACUAAUUAGUCAUGUGCCAAAGUUGAAAGUUCAAAAUAUGUUUGCCCCAAAAAAGUAUUUUAUUAAUAAAGGGGAUGUGUUGACUUAUAUAGCGUACACUGGUAUAAUGGACGCAGUAGAUUUGGUAAACAGAAAAGCCAUAUAUUAAUCCUUUAUAUAAAAUUUACUGAUAUACACAGUGCAUAGUUAGAUAAGCUACAAUUUAUCUAUAAUUGUAUAACAUUAUUAAAAUUAUUUUUUAAUACAGCAUUAGUUCUGUAAAUAAAACAUCUAUAAAGUUAUCAUUAAAACGAGAGUUAUUUAGCUCGAGACGCGAGCAGCAGAAUUGGGUCUCUCAAUGUGUAGAUGAGGUCCAUGUUAAAAAAGGACCAACGAAGUCGCACUUAAAAAAUUCAUACAUUUAAAACUAAAUAAAAAAUAGCUACAAAUAUGAUUUUGGUGUAAUAAUUCUGCAAAAAAAAUUAGCUCUAUUCAACUAUGCCAUUGGUUUAUUUUUACAAAAUGAUAAAAUUUGUUACCAUAAGUACCUAUUUAUAUAUACCUAUGAAACUAUGAAUUUCAAAAACAAAUGAUGAUCAAAAAAAAGGUAAAGCAGUAGAUUGCUCAGACUAAAUUGGACCAUGGUGUGGGCCACUCUCCCUUAUUAAUGGAGGAAGGUGCCAAUACUUAGGAAAUAUUCAUUAAUUACCACUAGCCACUAUUUACAACAAAAUAUUUGAUACCUUCUGAUUUAGAAUUAACCUCGAUGUAAUUUAAACAAGAAUGUUUUAAUUUGAAGUUUAAAAACCUGGUAAAGUCCAUAUUAUAAAUGAAUAAAUGAUCAUAAUUUGGCAUGUGCAAAACAUUUUCAAGGGCAACCAUUUACAGUCCUUGCAUGUCUUAUGCUACUUUAGUACUAUUCUCAUAGUUUCAUUCAAAAGAGAAUGAAUGUGCCGUGUGUAAACACUAGUAAAUCAUCAUUGAACAAAGAAAGCUUUAAAAGUUGAAAGUUCAAAGGAAGUAGUCCCAAACCAAUAUUAGUAUGAGUUUUAGGUGACGCCUUGCCUUACAUAGACUAUUAUAUAUAUAUAUAUAUAUAUAUAUAUAUAAUGGACGCUAGACUUUGUAAACAGAGCAUGCGUAUCAUAUUUAAUGUAAUAAUGCUUUACAUAGCUAGAAAAGUUAUAAUUUAUUUAUAAUUCAAUUGCAUAAUAUUGUUGGAAUUAAUUUUAAAUUAAAAUUAGAACUUUUAAUACCUAUCAAUGAUUAAUUCUGAAAAUAAAAGUUAGAAAAAAUUAUCAUUUGAACAAGAGUUAUUGCGCCUGAUGCCAUCAGUGGAAUGAUUUCACAAAAUGUGCAGUUCAUCCAUUGUAAAAAAAAUAUGAAACGAACUCGCAGUUUAAAAAUUCAUAGCUUAAACAAAAGUAUUAAAGCUAGAAAGUUGAUUUUGGUUAAUUUUUUUUCUUUGAAGUUUGUCUCUAUUGCUCUAUAUAACUGUAAAGUUGUAUAAUUCUUUUUAAUUUGGAUUUUUUUUACCGAAGUAUCUAGACUUGACUAACCUAAUAAGUGGUCUUACUUCAUUAAUUUAGAAUCAUAAUCGUAUAAGUUUAAGUUUAAGGCUUGUUAUAUCAAGAUAUCUUUUCAUUUUUCUUAUUACACUUUGGUAAAUGUUUAUUCAGCGUUCCACUCAUUUCCCACGGCCGCCUCUUGGUUGCCUUGAUGGCGGAGUGCCAUGGCAACCAAGAUGGCAGCAGUGUUAAAAAACAAUAGUGCAGACAAACGUUGGAUAGAAUGGGCUGGGAAGGGUGAGAGAGAAUUUUUUGUUUUUGCUACUUACUGAGAGAAACGAAAAUAGGAACAAAACAUUAAAAUCUAAUGUCAUCAUUUCAGCCAGCACAUUAAUUUCAUGGGGAACGUAGCUACUUUAUUGUAUAUCACUAGAUAUGCGGCAAGAAGUUCAAUGACCCUUGGUUGCUCCUUUCAUUCACCCAAUAAACAUGUGCUUCAUUUACACACUGUGGUAAGAAGAGUGCAAAAAUGAAAAAAAAACAAUACAAAAUAUUUUUAAAAUAAUGAAAACGCAUCUUACAGUUUCAUCGUAUACACUUUUACACACUUUAUUGCAGGUUUCACGAAAAAAUAAUAAAAAAUUGAAAUUCCAAGAAAUCUAAAUCCAUUUUCCAAAAUGCAGGCACCAAAGCCUUAUUUUAUAAAAAAAUAUUUUUAACCUCUCAAAGAGAAUCCUACAUAGAAACUCAAAGUUGCAGGUAUUGCAUAUAUUGACCAACAUUUCUUUACCUGAUUGGCUCUGUUUCUGGGGGGAACCCAUUGCCUUUGGGAAUCCAUUCCCAGAAGUUUCCGUUUCCAAUUGGAUCCCGUUCCACAUUGGGAUCAUGGUCCCCAUUGAGAUCCCAUUCCCAAGGGAAUCCAUUUCCCUGAUGACUUUGUUUUUAUUUUUAAUUAUGAAUAUGAAUUUUUAAAAUCCAAUGAAAAAGUUAGAAAGAGUGGCGCAGGGAGUGUGAAAUUUUAGUAUUAGACUACUGUAGAUUUAUUUUAUAUAUAUAUAUAUAUAUAUAUAUAUAUUAUAUAUAGUCUAUUAAUACUCAUUACCAUUUUUUGACAUAGAUUACAUCUCUAGCCUACAUCUAAUAUACAAAUUGCUGUGCUUACCAGUGCUGUAACUUAAUUAAUUAUUUUCUUGUGAUAUAAGUACUAAUUAGAAAGAGUGGAAGCUUGCCCUAACACGCCCUACCAUAAACAUGAAUUGCAAAAGAAUGAGGUCAUGGCAUCCUAAAUUUUGUAUAAACAUUUGUAAUUGAUUUUUAUUUUUCAAAGUAGGGAAAAGACAUCUAAAAAAUUUGAUAAUCUCUCAUUUGUCCCAUACAACACUAUCACACAUCCACUAAAACUAGUCAAAAUUCAGCAUCACAGGAUCAGCUUGCAUGCACUAUUGUAUCUUAUUAGGCCUAGGUCUGUAGCCCAUAGGCCUAAAUGCUGGCCCAUACUAAUCUUUAAAGUAACGACAUUCGAAUACUCUAAAAAUAAUUUAUUAGACCCAAUUUUAAAUUGAUGUUGUUUUUUUUAUAACAUAUCCUAAUAUAGGCCUAUAUUUAUUCUGAAAUAAUACAAUAUUUCUGGCAAUUUUUUAUAGAUCUAUUUAUAAGUAAAUAGUUCAAUACAUUAUCAUUCAAAAUUCUUAUAGCAUUUGAUUCUACUUAUCAAGUGUAAAACAUAAUAAAGUUAUGCCAGUUAUGCUGAUGUCAGAAUUGAAUUUAAUCAUAUGACAUUACUCUUUUUAACUUGCAGUGAAGCCUACGUAACAAUAUUUCUUUAAUUCACUUACUUCAUAACACUAAUUUUUGUGUAGGGCGGUUUGAGGAUUCAACAAUUAUCUCAGAACUGCUGUACUCUGCAUCAAACCUUCUCAUAUUAUUUAAUGAUGCUAUUAUCAAGAAAGCCUCUGGUAUCCUCCCAAAAGUAGUAAGUAUUUCAAAUCACAGGGAGUUUAUCUCUUGUAUGUUUUUUCAAGACUUUGAUUUUAAUCUUUUGGUACAUUCCAUAAUGUAGUUUUUAUUUGACUCUUCUUUUAUUGAUAGCUAAAUACUUUGUGUUUAAGAUUAAAGUAUUCAAAAGACCAACAAAUUUGAGCCUGAUCUACUUUAUGGUGGUCAAGAAUUAAUUAAAUAGAAUUAUUUACUAAAAGCUGUAAGCUGUGCUUAUCUUUUAAGAGUAAAAAGGAUAAUUGGGCCUGUGAAAAAAUAUUUCCUAUAUUAUAACAAUAAAAAUGAAUUAAAUGAUUAAAAUAUUACUUAAAUAUUACCAUUAAGUUAAUGUUUAAUGUAUUUGUAUAAAUUUAAAUUUUAGUGUUUCUUUUAAGAAAAUUAAUUGUAUAAAUUCAAUCUGUUUGAACCCACAAUUUUUACAUCUGGUCUUUUCUACCUUCCAGCUUUUUCUUCUUCAUUUUCAAGUUUUAAAAAUUGGCAUGUAACACAUGUAAUAUAAUUAAGGCAAAUGCCACCUCCUUACUAUUUUCAAAAUCAUCAGGGUCUUACAAUUUUCAAAAUCAUCAGGGCCUUACCAUUUUAAAAAUCAUCAGGGCCUUACCUUUUUCAAAAUCAUCAGGGCCUUACCAUUUUCUAAGUCACCAGAGCCUUACCAUUUUCAAAAUCAUCAGGGCCUUACCAUUUUCAAAAUCACCAGAGCCUUACCAUUUUCAAAAUCAUCAGGACAUUACCUUUUUCAAAAUCAUCAGGGCCUUACAAUUUUCAAAAUCAUCAGGGCCUUACAAUUUUCAAAAUCACCAGAGCCUUACCAUUUUCAAAAUCACCAGAGCCUUACCAUUUUCAAAAUCAUCAGGGCCUUACCAUUUUCAAAAUCAUCGGGGCCUUACCAUUUUCAAAAUCACCAGAGCCUUACCAUUUUCAAAAUCAUCAGAGCCUUACCAUUUUCAAAAUCAUCAGGGCCUUACCAUUUUCAAGAUCAUCUGGGCCUAACCAUUUUCAAAAUCAUCAGGGCCUUACAAUUUUCAAAAUCAUCAGGGCCUUACAAUAUUCAAAAUCACCAGAGCCUUACCAUUUUCAAAAUCACCAGUAUCAUUUUCUAAUACACUCUGAUCUUAAUGUCUUUUAUUUUAUUCUCUUUGCAUUGUUAAGAAACAAGUCAUUUUUAUUUCAUAUUCUGAAAAGAACAAAUAAAUAUCCUAAAUAAAUUGUCCCUUAUCUGAUAUAUACAACUCACAUAUUCCCAUUAUAUGGAUGUUUAUGUUGAUAUAAUUCAAGUGGUUAACAUAAUUUAUAAUUGUGAUUUUAACAUUAAAAAUUUCAUAUUUUCUGUUUUGUUCUAAUUUUUUAAAAACUAACAUUUUGCCAUAUGUUUGCUUUUGACCUGAAGUCAGCAUCACAAGAAAGACUCCAGAGCCUGGUGACAGUUUUAGAGUAUGUUGGUGUUUUUAUUGAAAUAACAGCUCAGAGGCUCUAUGGAGAUGUUGGUAAAUGGGUGGCUAUUACAGUUCUACAAAUUGCAAAGUAAGUUCUCUCUUUAUAACUGCAUGUUAUGGUGUUUCUAACAUUAGGACACAUGAUUGUUAUUAACAGUUUUUAUAUAAUGUUGCUUCUGUUGUGAAAAGAAAAAGUGUGUUGUAUGUCAAAAAGGCAAUCAGGUCAAUGGUUUAAUGUUUUUGUCAAUAUUAUGCUAGACAUUAACAGUAGAGAUUUACUUGUAAACAUUAUGAUAGAUACUAAUAGUUAAUAGGGGUUAGAGAUUUACUUGUAAACAUUAUGAUAGGUACUAAUAGUUAAUAGGGGUUAGAGAUUUACUUGUAAAUAUUAUGAUAGAUACUAAUAGUUAAUAGGGGUUAGAGAUUUACUUGUAAUCAUUAUGAUAGAUACUAAUAGGUUAAUAGGGGAUAGAGAUUUACUUGUAAAUAUAAUGAUAGAUACUAAUAGUUAAUAGGGUUUAGAGAUUUACUUGUAAAUAUUAUGAUAGAUACUAAUAGUUAAUAGGGGUUAGAGAUUUACUUGAAAACAUUAUGAUAGCUACUAAUAGUUAAUAGGGGUUAGAGAUUUACUUGUAAACAUUAUGAUAGAUACUAAUAGUUAAUAGGGGUUAGAGAUUUACUUGUAAAUAUUAUGAUAGAUACUAAUAGUUAAUAGGGGUUAGAGAUUUACUUGUAAAUAUUAUGAUAGAUACUAAUUGUUAAUAGGGGUUAGAGAUUUACUUGUAAAUAUUAUGAUAGAUACUAAUUGUUAAUAGGGGUUAGAGAUUUACUUGUAAACAUUAUGAUAGAUACUAAUAGUUAAUAGGGGAUAGAGAUUUACUUGUAAACAUUAUGAUAGCUACUAAUAGUUAAUAGGGGUUAGAGAUUUACUUGUAAAUAUUAUGAUAGAUACUAAUUGUUAAUAGGGGUUAGAGAUUUACUUGUAAAUAUUAUGAUAGAUACUAAUUGUUAAUAGGGGUUAGAGAUUUACUUGUAAACAUUAUGAUAGAUACUAAUAGUUAAUAGGUGUUAGAGAUUUACUUGUAAAUAUUAUGAUAGAUACUAAUUGUUAAUAGGGGUUAGAGAUUUACUUGUAAACAUUAUGAUAGAUACUAAUAGUUAAUAGGGGAUAGAGAUUUACUUGUAAACAUUAUGAUAGCUACUAAUAGUUAAUAGGGGUUAGAGAUUUACUUGUAAACAUUAUGAUAGAUACUAAUAGUUAAUAGGGGUUAGAGAUUUACUUGUAAAUAUUAUGAUAGAUACUAAUAGUUAAUAGGGUUUAGAGAUUUAAUUGUAAAUAUUAUGAUAGCUACUAAUAGUUAAUAGGGGUUAGAGAUUUACUUGUAAAUAUUAUGAUAGAUACUAAUAGUUAAUAGGUGUUAGAGAUUUACUUGUAAAUAUUAUGAUAGGUACUAAUAGUUAAUAGGGGUUAGAGAUUUACUUGUAAAUAUUAUGAUAGGUACUAAUAGUUAAUAGGGGUUAGAGAUUUACUUGUAAAUAUUAUGAUAGGUACUAAUAGUUAAUAGGGGUUAGUAAAUAUUAUGAUAGAUACUAAUAGUUAAUAAGAGUUAGAGAUUUCCUUGUAAAUAUUAUGAUAGAUACUAAUAGUUAAUAGGUGUUAGAGAUUUACUUGUAAAUAUUAUGAUAGGUACUAAUAGUUAAUAGGGGUUAGAUAUUUACUUGUAAAUAUUAUGAUAGGUACUAAUAGUUAAUAGGGGUUAGAGAUUUACUUGUAAAUAUUAUGAUAGGUACUAAUAGUUAAUUGGGGUUAGUAAAUAUUAUGAUAGGUACUAAUAGUUAAUAGGGGUUAGAGAUUUACUUGUAAACAUUAUGAUAGGUACUAAUAGUUAAUAAGGGUUAGAGAUUUACUUGUAAAUAUUAUGAUAGAUACUAAUAGUUAAUAGGGGUUAGAGAUUUACUUGUAAAUAUUAUGAUAGAUACUAAUUGUUAAUAGGGGUUAGAGAUUUACUUGUAAACAUUAUGAUAGAUACUAAUAGUUAAUAAGGGUUAGAGAUUUACUUGUAAACAUUAUGAUAGGUACUAAUAGUUAAUAGGGGUUAGAGAUUUACUUGUAAACAUUAUGAUAGAUAGUAAUAGUUAAUUUGGGUUAGAGAUUUACUUGUAAAUAUUAUGAUAGGUACUAAUAGUUAAUAGGGGUUAGAGAUUUACUUGUAAAUAUUAUGAUAGGUACUAAUAGUUAAUAGUGGUUAGAGAUUUUCUUGUAAAUAUUAUGAUAGGUACUAAUAGUUAAUAAGGGUUAGAGAUUUACUUGUAAAUAUUAUGAUAGGUACUAAUAGUUAAUAGGGGUUAGAGAUUUACUUGUAAACAUUAUGAUAGGUAUUAAAAGUAUGGAUUUGCUUUGUGCUAGAUACUAAUAGUGGUUAGAGAUUUACCUGUAAACAUUAUGCUAGAUACUAAUAGUGAUUAGAGAUUUACCUGUAAACAUUAUGCUAGAUACUAAUAGUGGUUAGAGAUUUACCUGUAAACAUUAUGCUAGAUACUAAUUAGGGGUGUGCCGGAUCCGUUUUUUUCAACCGGAUCCGGAUUUUCUUAUGCAAAAUCCGCCGGAUUUGGAUCCGGAUUCCGUAAUAAUCAGGAUUCCGGAAUAAUCCGGAUUCCGGAAUAAUCCGGAUUCUGGAAUAAUCCGGAUUCUGGAAUAAUCCGGAUUCCGGAAUAAUCCGGAUUCCGGUUUCUCCCGGAUUCCGGAUUCUGGUACUUUGCAGAUACCGCUAAAUCUGAGGGGUUGGAUGCCUUUUGAACAGUUGGCACUAUCAGGUAUGGGAUUGGGCCGAUUGGCCACUAUUAGCGGUGCUGACUCUAGCCUCUGGUAUGUUCGGAAUAUUAAACAUUAAACAAGCUCAACGCUCGAAACAAUCGAUUUUUUUUAAUGUAUCGUGAUCGUGUGGAAUUCGGGAAAGAGAAUUACUUUUAUUUCAGAUUAUGAUCCGGCAGACCUGUUUACCCUCAAACCCCUAAAAUCGUACAAUCUGGUCUCAAAAUCAUACAAUACAAUAUCUUUAUAGUAAAUAAAUAAAACUAUAAAAUAUUUCCAUAUAUUUUGUAAAUGUCGCUGACUGGAUCUUAUAAAAUACCGGUAUGCCAAAAUCCAACGCUCCAUUGCAGAACAGUUGGAUCAUCUAUUUUAUUUUAAAAACCAUCUCUAGUUUUACAAUCGCCGCGGUUCUGAGGAACAAAAUAAUUAUGUACCAAAACUACGUCACACGCUUGCUAGCAGUCAAAGGCGAUGGCGGGUGAAGUUGUCGCUAGGGCGACCAAUCCAAAUAUUACUGUUGACGCAGCAGCCAGCUAGUUCACUGUGAUCCCGUCAAUACGAUACGUCGGGGUUAUUUAUUUAUAUCCUUUGACACUCCCACCAAUCCCCUACCCAUGCGUGUCUCGUAUGCCACAAUUUCCGUCAUCAACAACCCCACCUCCCCAGUCCCAUGAGUGCUUUCGAAAUAUAAUAAGGAUGGUCCCAACUUUAAAAAAAAAAAAAAAUCCAACCAAUCGUUUUUCUCGUUCAUAUUCACUGCCAGAUCUUCAUUAAUAAUAAUAAUAAUAAUAAUAAUAAGUGGUCUUAUAUAGCGCGGUACCCCGGCCUAGGGCUGGGCUCACCGCGCUGUACAUAUAUAGCAAAGAGGCAUAGUCAUAAUAUUAAAAUAAAAUACAUAAAUGAAAUAAAAACAACAUAUAAGCAAAACAACACCAUAGGUAUAUUCAUCCACCCACACCAGACAUUUUUACAAGGAAACCCAUGUACGUUUAUCGGUUUAUAGGAGGAGAAUCAGUCAGAGUAGUAUAGUUUAAAUAGAUGUGUUUUGAGUGCAGUUUUGAAGGCCUGUGUGGUUGUUAUAUUGCGGAUGUGUAGUGGCAAAGAAUUCCAUUGUUUGGGGGCGCAGAAAGAGAAAGAUCGUUCACCAUAUAAUUUAGUGCGUGUCUUGGGAACGGACAGAAUACGCGAGUCUGCGGAGGAGCGAAGUUGUCGAAGGGGUGAAUAGACAGAAAGAAGUUCAGUUAGAUAGGAAGGGCAGGAAUCCGAGAAAAAGUUGUGACAGAGAAGAGACAGCUUGUAGUCAAUGCGUGCCUGUAUAGGGAGCCAAUGUAGUGAGUGGAGUAGUGGAGUGACGUGAUCGCGUUUUUUUGCCUUAAGAACAAGCCUAGCAGCAGAGUUUUGAACUUUCUGCAGUUUUUCUAUAAAAUGUUUCGGUGAACCUGACAGAAGUGAGUUGCAAUAGUCAAGACGAGAGAGAACAAGAGCACAGACUAGAGUUUUUGUUGCGCUAACUGUCAGGUAGUGGCGGAUGGAGCUGAUCUGACGGAUGGCGGUGUAUGCCGAACGACAAAUGUGAGAGAUAUGUUUAUCGAGAGACAUGUUGUUAGAAAGAAUAUAACCAAGAUUCCUAGCAGAGGGUGUAAACUGUAUGUCGGAGUUACCUACUUGAAAUGAGGUGGGAAGAGUUGAGGUAGAGGAUGAUUUGUGAUUGUAAAUGAGGAGUGCUUCUGUUUUGUCAUCAUUAAGCUUCAACUUGCUGAGUGUCAUCCAAGACUUGACAUCAUCAAUGCACCCCCGCAAAGUCUGGACAGCGGAAUCGACAAGAGAUGGAUGGGUAUGCAUGUAUAGCUGUGUAUCAUCUGCAAAUGACUGGUUCUCAACAGCAUGCCUCCCGAGCAAGAGGAGUAGUGGUCUGGUAUACAUUAUGAAUAGAACCGGACCCAAAACGGACCCCUGUGGCACUCCGUACACCAAAUCAGCACUGCCGGAGAGACAGCCAUCGACAGAGACCAUUUGCGUUCUAUCAGAGAGGUAGGACCUAAACCAAGCCAAAACCGAACCAGAAAUUCCAAAGUAGUUUUCAAGGGUUUUGAAAAGGAUUUCAUGGUCAACAGUGUCAAAGGCCGCACUGAGGUCUAAGAGGAUCAAAAUGGAGACAUUACCGCUGUCCAUUGCGCGCAAGAGGUCAUUACUGACUCUCAAGAGAGCUGUCUCCGUGCUAUGGAAAUGUCUAUAGGCCGACUGAUUAGAACUGAGAAGAGAGUGAUCAUUUAAGUAAGCAAAAAGUUGUUUUAGGACUAGUUUUUCAAUAACUUUAGAUAAAAAUGAUAAGUUAGAUACAGGUCUAUAGUUUUUUAAAUUAUUUUCAUCCAGACCGGGCUUCUUAAGCAAUGGUUUGAUGACAGCUGAUUUGCAAAGAGGCGGAACAGUGCCAGAAUAUAAGCUUUCAUUUAUUAUGCGGGUUAUUGUUGGGAGCAAGAUAUCUAAUGACUCAACCAACAGGGGGGUUGGGAUGGGAUCCAAAUAACAUGACGUAUGUUUAGAUUUUAGGAUUAUAUUUUUUACCUCAAGUUCUGAAACAGGUUUAAAAAUAUUAAAAUGGGAAGUAAGACAAGGGAAAGGAGGCAAUUCAAGGGGAGGGGCAUCAAGACGAUCAAGCUCAGCUCGAAUGUCAGCUACUUUGCUUGUAAAGAAAUUACAGAAAAUAUCUGGUUGCUUGGGCAGGGGAAACACCGAAGGAAGCGCAGUUCCUUUGUUACUCCCCCUAAGGUGACCACAAACAUCAAACAACUGCCUGCUGGUUUUACCCAUAGUUAUCUUUUGGCUAAAAUACGUAGUCUUUGCACGACAAACAAUCUGAUUGACACGCUUCUUGGCAGCGUAAAAUAUCUGCUUAAAAACCACAAGACCUGACCUUAACCACUUCUUUUCUGCACUACGGCGCUCUUUCUUGGCACUGCGUAGUUCCUCCUUGAUGGUCGCAUACCAGGGAGAUGACCGCUUUAGACUAAAAUUGCGGCGGGUGACAGGGGCGUGUCGGUCAAGCACAGCGCGCAAUGCACGGUCUAGUGAUUCCAAUGUAGGGCAGAGGGCAGGGGACACUUCUACGCUUAGGUCAUGCUUAAAUGCAUCCCUGUUUAUAGCUCGCAGACUGCGCACCUCCCUAAACUGAGGGGGAGGGUUGGGGCCACUAACACUAAGUUCACAAAUAACACAGAAGUGGUCAGAGGACAGCUCCUGUGUGAUUGAAGCAGAUCUAACUACACCAUCUUGAGGCCUAUGUAGUACCCAGCACCCAUUAGAGAGGGCUAAAACAUCCAAACCCGAAAAAUUAUUAAUUUUUUUAAAAAGGGGGGAAAAAUUUUUUCCACCGGGUCUCUGAAAAUCGUAGUUUUGGAGGGUUUUGGCGUACAAUCGUAAAAGACAUCUAAAAAUCGUACAUUGUUACGCCAAUAUUGUAAGAGUAAACAGGUCUGGAUCCGGUGAGUCACAAAAUCUGGCAAAUUCCGAAAUCCGGUAUAUUCCGGAUUCCGGUUGUUCCGGAUACAUGUAAAUCCGGCGGAACCGGAUUUCACCGGAUAAUGCAAAAUCCGGCGGAACCGGAUUCCGGACCGGAUUCCGGCACACCCCUAAUACUAAUUGUGAUUAGAGAUUUACCUGUAAACAUUAUGCUAGAUACUAAUAGUGAUUAGAGAUUUACCUGUAAACAUUAUGCUAGAUACUAAUAGUAAUAGUGAUUAGAGAUUUACCUGUAAACAUUACGCUAGAUACUAAUAGUAAUAGUGAUUAGAGAUUUACCUGUAAACAUUAUGCUAGAUACUAAUAGUAAUAGUGGUUAGAGAUUUACUUAAACAGUACUGACUAAUACAAAUUACUGACUCUUACUUGUUAAACCAGCACCAAUGGAUAUCAUUUAUAAAUAUAGUUAGCUUAGCUCUACUUAUUUAUUUUUUUCUCUUAACUUGAUCUCUUCAUAUAUAUAGACUUAAAAAUAAAUUGAUAUUUUUAUUAUACUAGCCAAUAUACCCCGCGUUGCACGGGGGCUUGCAUUAGGACCCCCAUCUGGGUAAGACACCAAUCCCAAUGGGACCCCAAUCCCAUUCUCACCACGAUCCCGGCGCAAUCCCUUUCCCAGGUGUGAUCCCGUUCCUGGUGGGAUCCCGUUUUCUUGUGGCUACGUUUCCAGGGGGAAUCCAGAUCCUGGUGGGAUCCCGAUCCUGUCAAUGUCUUGAUCCCAUUGGGAUCAAGACAUGUCGGUGGAUGCCGAUGGACUACUGAUCCCAGUAAGAUACCGUACGCUGAUGGAUCCCGUUCCACCUAGGCAAUAUCUUUGCCGAUGUUAUCCCUUUUCCCGAUAGAUCCCGAUCCUGGUUUGAUUGUGUUACCCGAUGGGCAGGGCCAUCCCUAACAAUUGCGAGGCCCUAUGCGAAGCGGAUUGCGCGGGGCCCAGUCUGGGUAGGGAUAAGGAUAAUAAGUGAAAAUUAAGAACUUUUAUUAGAAAAUAAAUUCGUCUUUGCAUUUUAUUAAUUCUUUACUAAGUAAAAAAUCACGAUCAAAUUAACUUUACUUUACGAGCCGUGCGUGUGGCGAAGUCACACAGUAUAUCAUCAAAAUUCUGUUUCCUACAUAGAUCACGCUCAAUAGCAAGAAUUGCCAAAUUGUUCAAUCUAUCUUCGUGAAUUAUUGACCUCAAAUAAUUCUUCAUUAGUUUGAGGUGCGAGAAGCUUCUUUCACCAGAUGCCACAGUUACGGGUAUUGUUAAAAAUAUUCUGAGUGCAACAAAGUAGUUUGGGACAGCAGUGUAUCUUUCAUUAGUGGACAUAUAAGCCAAAAUUUCUACCGGGGUUUUGGCGGUAUUUGGUAGAAUAUGCCUUAAAGAUUCCAUUUCAUCUGCUAAUUCUCGCCCAUAUAUAACUGCUGACUGGUCUGUUGAUGACGUCAAUGCUUGCUCGAGGCUCGCUGUAAACUUUUGUAUGUCAUCAUGCUGAAGGCUCUUGAAGCUGACAAGAAACCCAAAUAGAUUGUGGUUUGAUUUCCGCUGUUCAAAUCUCGGCUGCAAGGAUUGAAUUGCAGUGUCCACAAUUCUGUUGAAGCAAUUUAUCCUGUAGUCAUCUUCAGCAUUUCCAGGUGUGAAGUUUUCCACAGAUUUAUCAUACUGCCUUUUCCUUUGACGUUUGGCUGGAAAGAUUGCAACAACGUCCAUGUUUUUAGCCAUUUCCUUUGCUGUAACAAGAAUCUGAAUAAUCCCAUCAACUCUCAGUUUCCUUAGCCAAGUCAUCAAGUUGUUGUACGAAUCCAUUGCAGUACUCAAAUCUACUAUUUCACCUUGCAGUUCUUUGCUCACAAAAUUGACUUGGAAGAGCAUGUGAUACCAUAACACAAGUGACACUAAGAAUUUCUACUGCUUUAAUGUUUCAUACAGUGUUUCUGCUUCACUUUUAAUUAUCGCAUCAUUAGUCUCCUCAGCUAAUUCAUUGAGUGUGUCACAAAUUUCAGGCAAUUGAUAAUGAAGUGCUUUGACACUAUCUAUUCUACAUUCCCACCAUGUUUCGCACAGAGCUUUUACAGACAGAUUGGAAACAUGCUUUCUGAAUAAUGACCAUCUCUUUGUAGAUGCUGAAAACAUAGUGUAUACGCGUUGUAUAGUUCCAAAAAAGGGUAACGCAUCAGGGCAUGUUUUGACCAUGUCUGCUACCGCCAGAUUGUAAUUAUGACACGCACAUGGAGUAAAAAAUGCUCUGCUGUUAAUAUUUAAAAGCCGUUUUUGAACUCCAGAAUGGAUACCUUUCAUGUUCGCACCAUUAUCAUAACCUUGUCCACGAAUAUUUUUAACAUUUAAUUCAAGUUUCUCCAGCUUAUUCACUAGUACAUCCCAUAAGUCCUGCCCGGUAGUACUUUCCACAGGAAGAAACUUAAUAAAACGUUCAUGUAUAACCGCAGGCUCUUUCACAUUAACCCCAUCUGAUACAUACCAGAUAGUGAAUGAUAUCUGCUCUUUGUGACUUAUGUCUGGAGUACAAUCCAAUAUCACUGAAAAAGACUUUGCAUUCUUGAUGUCUCGCAGGAUAGCAUUCCCAACAGCAUCAGCUACUACAGUAAUGAGUUCGUUUUCAAUCUUCUUUCCCAGGUAAUGAUCAUGAAUUUCUGCAUUGGUAACACGUCGAAGAUGUUCCCCCAUUACUGGAUUAAACUUUGCGAGUAAUUCUAUUAGACCCAGGAAAUUCCCAUUACUUGGCUCUUCAACUCUUUCAAUGGUCCCUCUGAAAACUAAAUUGCACUCCGCUAGAAAUUGUACAAUCACAACUAGUCUUUGAAAAGCUUGAUUCCAACGUUUAGUCUCAGAAUAAAGCAUCUCCUGGUGAAUUUUGUCAAUGCCUGUUUUUUUACUUAGUCUUGCUCCAGCUUCACAGCAACAAGUCAUGGCGUCUAAAUGCCCUUGCGAUUUUUAAUGUUCUGCUAGCCAUGCAGUACAGUUUUGUCACUGGUUAAAUCCUUCAUUUAAAAAGGAGCUUUUUUUUCCCCAGUAGGCGACAUUAGAAAUAAUAGAUCUUGUCUGCUGACACAGAAUAUAUCAGCCAAGGACGCAAAAUACUUUCACCAUUACUCAGCUUUUGUUUGCAAUGCACUUUAGAGAAAUGCCUACCAUCCUUAUUUUUCGGAAAAUUCUCCAAAGUAAUCUCAGUUGGACCUUUUUGUAACAAAUAGUCUAUACAAGAUUUUUUCUGGCCACAUGGCAGGAUCAUCCAGAUUUCUCAGUGGAUCGACCAUAUUUUGUUCAUUACCCAUAACCACAUGUUGAUCAGUUGUAAGUGUUACAUCAUUGUCUUCUUCUCUUAUGACAUUCUCCACUGCAUUUUUUGCAUUCUUCAUAGAAUCUGUUUUGGCUGUCUCACUAGAAGUGGUCAUGUUCUCAUUUUCGGGUUUUGAUCAUUUUAAAAACUUAUGUAGGGCGCCCUUCUGGUUAUUAGCUGAAGCCUCAUUUGCUUCCUUCUUCUUUUUCUUUUCCCAGCCAGAUACAUAUUUUCUACAAACGUCUCUUGACCUUUUAGGUAAUUUUCUAUCCACCUCACACCAAAAACCUGCAAAAUAUAGCAGAAUAAAAAAAAAUGAAAAAUGAACAAAAUAAAGUAUUUACCGAUUUAUUACGUUGCUAUUGUAUUUGAUUACGUGAUUUAAUGUUUGAACAAAAAUUUGCAUUUGAUUAUGUCACAUGUACAUUUGAUUACGAGUAAAUAGAAUUUGAAAAAAUACCUAAAGUCUACCAAUUUCGGGGAACUUGGGUAAGAUGAACCACUUUUUUAAAUUCCUUUGUCAAAUCCACAUUUUUUGCUUUUUACCUGUAAUUUUCAGUCAAAUUAUUGUUAAUGAUCUGCAUAUGCAUGCGCUUGUCGCUUAGGGAUGAAUCUGUACGUUUUGAGCAAGUGUGUGUGAAAAAAAUUUUUUUGUUAUCUUACCCUUUCUUCGAGUAAGAUGAAACAAUCGUUUGGGUAGACGAAUCACAUUAUUUUAUUUUGUAAAACAAUCUUAAACAUUUGAAAUGAGAGACUAUUCAUAAAACAAAUUGUAUUAAGAUACAAGUUGACGUGCCGAUGGUUCUAUGGCUGACUGUUAACAUAGCGUGGGUUAUCAAUGUACAGGAUCUUCGAAUUUUAUACAACGCUUGUUUCUGAGGAACAAGCUUUACUCACCGGUGAAAAAAUCUUCAUCUGGCAGAAAAGAGAAAAUUUAAACCACUGCUGGUAAAUUUCAAAAUGUUCAUCCAAAAAAUGGAUAACAUCAUCUCCAUAAAUAGCUCCUCCUAUUUGAUUGGUUUCACUGAGCUGAGCCAUCAUAAGGUUAAGAACUGUUUCAUCUUAUUACCCCAAGUUUCCCUAAAUGAUGAGUUUAGAGAUAAAGCACCCGAACAGCUACAAUUUUGUUCCAUUUUAUUUAAUUGUCGUAAUCACUUGAAACAACGACGUAAUAGAUUAAAAAACACUGUAAAAACAUAAAAACAGAAUAAACACUCUGACCUAUACAUGAUUAUAAGUUAUAAUGGUUUAAUUUAAUUAUUUACACCUAGAAUUAGCGCGAGGCCUAUGAAAGUGUGGGGCCCACUGCGGCCACAUAGGUUGCAGUGGCCUAACGGUGGCCCUGCCGAUGGGAUCGCGUAACCGAUGGGUUCCAGUUUACUGUUUGGAUCUCGAUCCCCAUUAGGAUCCUAUUCCUCUUUUGGAUCAUGCUCAGUGCGAUUUGGUUCAAAUAAGCAUUUACAUUCCAUUAUAUAUCCCCGUAGAACAUUAAAGAACCUUCUGGAAAAUUCUAGAUUAAAUUGAAUACCCUCCUUGAAAAGUAUAAAAAAAUUACUUUUCUAUGUAAUUAUUUAUCAAAUACGAAAUAUUAUACAACUAAUUUGCACUACUAUAACUAUAGUAAACUUCAAUUAAAAUAGGGGUCCAUUUAAUAAAGUACCUUUUUAGUUAUGUCUAAGAUGGUGGGCCCUACAAAUAUCAGACUAAUAAAUAAUGGAGUUAAAAUUUAAAAUUGGUCCCAUUAAAAUCUACUUAAAAAUGCCCUAGAUAUAGCUUUUUAAAAUUAUCUAGCUUUCUGGAAAAUUCUAGAAUGGAUAUUAUUAGUUUUAAAUCCACCGAUAAAUGAUGAGCAUAUGAAUGGGUAUUAUGAGUUCAUUCCCCGUCGGUAUAUGAAGAUGGAUAAUAAAGUGAAUGUGUACUAAGUUUGGUCAAGAUCCAUCCAUUCAUGUAGGAGUAUUAUUUAAUAAUUUUUUUUAUAUCGCUCAAAUAAGGAAAAAAAACGAAUUUGUUAGAAAAAGAUCAUAACCCCUUAAGAGUUUCUUCAGGAUAUAUAUGCCAAGUUUGGUCAAGAUCCAUCAAUCCACGUAAAAGCCUUUGUGGAACAAACAGACACCGCCACAAACAAACAAACUUGCACUUUUAUAUAUAUAUAUAUAUAUGAUAUAGACUUAGAAACCAAAUGGGUUAUACUUGUCUCAAAAAACAACCCAAGCAUGGCUGCCUCUGUCUCUUAUAUUUUAUCCUUUACACCAAAUGUCUAACAACAACAACCAAGAAACUUGUUUUCUAGACAGUACUGGCGACUGUGAAAUUGAGAUUAUAGGAAUAAUUAAAUUAAAAUAUUUUCUUCAAAAUUAAUAAUUAUAUUACUUCUUUUUUGUGUGUGUAUUAGAUCCAUCUGUCGAUUUUUGCUGUUUGUCAAGCACAAUGUAGGAAUACAAGCGGUGCCACCUCUGGCUCCAAUAGACAGGGAAGCUAUUCUGAAGCAAGCUGUGGUCCAGAAGCAGAGUGACCAAGUAAAUGUAAUUUGUUGUUAAAUGAUUCAAUUUGUAAACUUGAAAAUAAUCUUAAAAAUAUAAAUUAUUCAAAUUUAUUUAGAAAAAAAAAAUAAUUUGAAUCUAUCUAAUUAUAUUUCCUUAACUUGAUGUGCAAGGUGGGGAUCUCAGUAUUUUAUUAUUUGGCAAGCUGAUUAUCAGGGGAGAUUUCUGUGCAGUAACUAACUGUGCAGUAAAUAUCAUUUUUGUAUGUAGAAAUUAGAGACCGACCGAAUUUCGGCUUCGGUUUCAGUAAUGAAAGUGGCAAUUCGGUUUAAACUGAAAAGUUAACUUUUGGCUUAAUUUCGGUUUCAGCCGAAAGAGAAAAGUUAACUUUAGGUUUAUUUUCGGUUUCGGCCGAAAUUGACUUAGAGUCAGUCAUCUACCAGAAGUCAGAUGGUCUGUCUGUCUCUAGGCCGACAAUCUGAUAUUCAUUAGUGAUCAACGUCUUGCUGUCAUUGUAUGUUAUAUAUGACAGAUACUCAGCAAAAGCGAUAUUUAACAACAAACUAAGCAACAUUUAAUAACAAACUAAACAAUCUUUAAGAACAAACUAAGCGAUCUUUAAUAACAAACUAAACGAUUUUUAAAAAUGAACUAAAUGAUCUUUAAGAACAAACAAAUGAUCUUUAAUAGUCAACUAAAUGAUUUAUAAGAAUAAACUAAGCGAUCUUUAACAGAAAACUAAAUGUUCUUUAAGAACAAACUAAAUUAUCCUAAAGAAAAAACUAAGAACAAUCUAAUCGAUCUUAAGGAACAAAAUAAAUUAUCUUUAAGAACAAACUAAGUCAUCUUUAAGUGAUUUUCAACAACAAAAUAAGCGACCUUUAAGAACAAACUAAACGAUCUUUAAUAACAAACUAAAAGAUCUAUCAAAACAAACUACAUGAUCUUUAAGAACAAACUGAAUGAUCUUUAAGACCAACUAAGCGAUAUUUAAGAAUAAAAUCACUGAUCUCUAAGAACAAGUUAAGCAAUCUUUAUGAACAAACUAAACAAUCUUUUAAUAACACAAACUAAGCAAUCUUUAAGAAAAAACUUAUCAAUCUUUUUUGAACAAACUAAUUGAUCUUUAACAACAAACUAAGAGAUCUUUAAGAAUAAAUUAAGCGACCUUUAAGAUUAAACUAAGCAAUCUUUUAGAACAAACUAAGCGAUCUUUAUGAACAAACUCAACGAUCUUUAAAACAAAUUAACCAAUUAUUAAAAACAAUCUUAAUGAUCUUUAAGAACAAACUAAACAAACUUUAAGAACAAACUAACCGAUCAUUAACAACAAACUUAAUGAUCUUUAAGAACAAACUAAACGAUUUUUAAGAACAAACUAAAUAAUCUUUCAGAACAAACUAAGCAAUCCUUUCAGAACAAACUAAACGAUCUUUAAAAACAAAUAAAGCGAUCUUUAAGAACAAAUUUAGCGAUCUUUGAGAACCAUUAUCAGAGCAACAAUUUUAAGAGACACUGUUGAAAAAAAUAAUUUUCUCCACCAAUGGGGGUGAGGGAGGUUGGUCUCCGAACAAAAUAAGUACGUCACCAGCACGGAAAGACUAGUGUGUUGUUACUAGGUUAGACAUUAAUACAGUGAUAUCUUGCAAGCUUUUAAUGAAAACACAAAGCAUUAGUAUUACGAAAACAUCAAAACAUUGUGGUGAUAUUUUUGUAGCCUUAAUAACAUAUAUUUAGGUGGCAAUUGGCUCUAUUAGAGCCCAAUAAUUAUUGUAGGUAUAUUUUCUAGGUUGAAAUUAUAAAAGCAAAGGGCACUCAAGAGUCUAUUUUGAAUUAAUUUUGCCCCCCCCCCACCCAUUUAUGCCAAAUUUUCUCCUAACAUACUAAUUUUUAACAAUUGUAAAGCAAUUUAAAUUACUUUUAUAUUAAAAUGGUAAAAUCCAAAGUAUUCAUUAGAUCAAGGGUCUCAAACUCAAAUCAUCAGGAGGGCCGCAAGAGGUAGCGUCUGAGUGAGACUGAGCCGCAUCAAGUAUUCCACAAAAAAGCGAUUACAAAUUCAUUAAAGUACAACAGUUACGAUCUGCUCAACCUUUAUAAAUAACAAAUAAAAACAUGAAGGGUUCUCAAGAACUAGGAUUCACUUUCUUCCACCCACUCACUGUUGCCAGGGACUUGGCAGCGCAUCCUUUUAUACAGCUGAGCAACAUUUGGCUUGAGUGAGGAAGCAACUGAGACCCUCAGUAUAGCUUGAAGAUGCUCAUCAGUAGGUUUGGCCCUGACUGCUGAACAACAUUUGGCUUGAGUUAGGAAGCAACUGAGACCCUCAGUAUAGCUUGAAGAUCCUUAUCAGAAAGUUUGGCCCUGACUGCUGAGCAACUUUGGCUUGAGUGAGGAAGCAACUGAGACCCUCAGUAUAGCUUGAAGAUCCUCAUCAGUAAGUUUGGCCCUGACUGCUGAGCAACUUUGGCUUGAGUGAGGAAGCAACUGAGACCCUCAGUAUAGCUUGAAGAUGCUCAUCAGUAAGUUUGGCCCUGACUGCUGAGCAACUUUGGCUUGAGUGAGGAAGCAACUGAGACCCUCAGUAUAGCUUGAAGAUGCUCAUCAGUAAGUUUGGCACUGAACUUUGACUUUUUAAAGUGCAUAGUGGAAAAGAGCUUUUCACACAGAUUGGUACUCUCAAAAAGUCAUAUGAUCCACUUGAACAACCUAAAAAUGUCAGGGAAGGUGGAGGGCAAUGCAAUAAAAUGUCCAUGCUUGUCUGUUUUUCGAUUCAGAUCUCCGCUCGGGGCAUCUUACACAUUAAAGGACAAAGGGUCAGCAUAAAGCUGAAAAGUGGCUUUCUGUGUUUUGAAGUCUAAAAAAUGUGAUCAAAUUCUUUCUGUAGCUUUGCAAUGGCAGCAGUAUACUUACUACUAAGUUACUACUGAAGGGUGUGCCUGAGUCCAUGAGUACUUUUCAUAUUGGGAAAUGGAAGAGGGUUCUAUAAGAACCAUAACACAAAUUUUGUGCAGAAAGCCCUGAAAUUGUCAUGAGCAACACUGACAAGCUACCCCUGGUCUUGUAACUUCUUGUUGAGUACAUUCACCUCCUGUGUAAUGUCAACAAGAAAAUCCAAGUCCAUGAGCCAUUUGGGAUCACUUAGUACAGGAACAAAUGCUAAAAUGUGUCAAGCAGUAGGCAGGAGCAGGCCAUAUUUAUGAAUUAUUGAUGCGAAGGAAGCAGCUAUUGUAGGUAGAAUGAAUUUUGACAUUUUAUUGUAGUAAAGGCCUUUUUGACUAACUGUAUUUUAAAGGACAGUCCUACUAUAUGGAGCAGAAACUUGGAAAACAAUGGCCAGCCAGCAUUACGCAGAACGUAUAGACCUUCAUAAACACAUGCCUUAGAAAGAUCCUGAACAUCAAAUGGCCAAACAUUAUCACCAACAAAGAUCUACUAGAAAUUACUCACCAGGUGCCCAUCGACGAAGACGUCUUAAAGAAAAGAAGGAGAUAGAUAGGACAUACUCUCCGAAAAACCCCAGAUAGCAUCACCAGACAAUUCCUAACAUGGAAUCCACAAGGAAAAGGAAAGAGAGGAAGGCCAAAGAAUACAUGGAGGCGCGAGCUAGAGGCAGACACGCAAAAUAUGGGAUACACCUGGAAAGAAAAGCACAGAACCGUGAUGAAUGGAGAUUUCUUGUGGAGGGCCUAUGCCCCAGACUGGGUAAAAAGGCAAAAGAUGAAGAUUUUGAAAAUGACCAAGCUGACAGGCUCGGAAUUUCCCUCACUCGUAAACACUAGUGGCAAUUUUAAUAUGGAUCCUUUGAUAAUGUAUCAGAUUGCUACGAUUUACACAAUUAUGGUUGUGCAUUACCUGCCAACUUACUUUUAAAAACUUUUUUCAAAGCCGCACUCUUAUACCAUGUUUGUCUCAUAAAAAGCUAUAAAAUAGAAACUUUAAUUCCGAUUUUUAAAAUGGUUCUUACCAUUAUAAUCAUACAAAAAUAUAUAGAAACAUUUUAAAAAUCAGAAUUAGACUAAUCGGUGACAUUCGACUGAAACCGUCGCGGAGAGUCACGUUAUAGAUAUGAGAAUGGGGAAAACGCACCGGCGCAUUAACACUAAACUUUGCUGCCAUGUAGCGGGCCGCAAAAUAUCAUCUGUGGGUCACAAAUGGCUCGCGGGCCGAGAGUUUGAGACCUCUAUAUUAGAUGUUUAUUUAUUAAUAUUCACGAUUAUCUCAUUUUUAUAAAAAGAAUGUAAAUAUUGAUACUUUCCCCCAUCAUUUGCGAUGUAUACAGAAUGUAUGCGGGAACGAAUAUCAAAGUAUCUAAAUAUUUCGGUUUCGUCCGAAAGUCAUUUUUUAACUUUUGGCCUAUUUCGGUUUCGGCCGAAAGUCAUUUUUUAACUUUCGGCUUAUUUUCGGUUCUGCCGAAAUCAGAAAAUCACUUUUGGUCGGUGUCUAGUAGAAAUGUUGCCAGUGGCCUAAAUUGAGUAGUGCAGAAGCUAAAAACCAAUCUUACUGCCAAUUAAAUCCUAAGCAAAGCAUUGAAAUUUGUGCAUCUGCCAUUCUUUAGAAUAACCAAGGCAAGACUCAGACUGCUACCAAUGGUCCCAUUCCAUCUGUGACCUUCACAUUGAAAAGAUCUGGAAAAGUUAUGAGGUCAAUGGCCACAGGUGAGAUUAACUAUUCAUUGGUGCUACAUUGUGAGAUGAACUAUUCAUUGGUGCUAUAUUGUGAUUAUGAACUAUUCAUUGGUGCUAUAUUGUGUCAUGAAUUAUUCAUGGGUGUUACAUUGUGAUAUGAACUAUUCAUUAGUGCUAUGUUGUUGUUGUUGUUCGUCCAUCAAAAUCGACUAGGAACAUCGAGUCAUCCGGUAAGCAAAUAGAUGACUAAUGACUUGUGUUGGUGACUUUGUUUAAAGUGAGGAAGAGUUGCGCAUCGUCAACCUCACUCUCUCUUCCGGACCCACCGUGUCCAGUGGCAAGACUAAGUCGAGACGACCGGAGAUGGGUACAGAUGCAGUGGAUGACCAAGAUGUUCUACAUGCCUCAUCUUGCUCUGCACACUCCACGGUGCGUUGCUGUAAUCGCCUUCACCUUUGUUGAACCUAAAUGGUCUCCUUUGCAGGAUCCGUCAACUUCCAGGUUUCACAUGCAGUAGGUAGGCAGUCCUAAAUCACCAAGGGUUUUAGGCCAAAUAGCUACCCUCACCUGGUUUACCCAGUGAAUGGAAGCCGUUGCCCAGGGUAUGGCCGCUGUUGCUUGCUAACAGCUGAGGGGAUGCACAGGUGAGAGUUGAGUGACGGGAGAGGACCAAGGUGGACGAAUUGUUCCCAGGAGCACAUCGUUUUCUCCCAUCAGGGUUACUACCUCUUCUUGUACACACCCUUAUAAAUAAAAAUUCCGGCAAGAGUCUUUAAUAUAUAUUGCACUUAAAUGACUUUCCUAUAACUAAUUUUUUUUAAAAUAAAAAUUCCUUCCUUUUGUGUAUUAUUAUACCGCCAUCUUGUUGUAGCCGGAAGUUAUCCUUUGUAUAGUGAUAAUGGAGAUUUUGUUAACUAGAGUUAUACUGUGUCAUGAACUAUUCAUUGGUGCUAUAUUGUGAGAUGAACUAUUCAUUGGUGUUACAUUGUGAUAUGAAGUAUUUAUUGGUGCUAAUUGUCAUAUGAACUAUUCAUUCCUUAAACAUUGUGAGGAACUAUUUAUUGGUGCUUUAUUGUGAGAUGAACUAUUCAUCUGUGCUAUAUUGUUAGAUGAACUAUUCAUUGGGGCUAUAUUGUGAGAUGAACUAUUCAUUGGUGCUAUAUUGUGAGAUGAACUAUUCAUUGGUGCUAUAUUGUGAGAUGAACUAUUCAUUGGUGCUAUAUUGUGAGAUGAACUGUUUAUUUGUGCUAUAGUGUGAGAUGAACUAUUCAUCUGUGCUGUAUUGUCUUGAAGCUAUCAUUGGAAGGGAAGAUGCUAUUUUCUACAUCAUGUAGAUCGGAAAUAAUUUCAUCUGUUUUAAUUAUUCAGUUUUGUACAAUUUAUUUUGUUGUGAAAACCAAGCAUUUUGCUUUUGAUGAAAUAACCAGCUGAUACUAUUCUGUUAAUGGUGGCAUAGUGAAACAUUUUGAUUAUGUUUAAAUCAUCAGCUGAUGUUCUGUUUUUGCUGGCAUAGUGAAACAUUUUGAUUAUGUUUAAAUCAUCAGACUUUGACCAAUUUAAAGUUAACAAAAAUUGGUGCUAAAAAAAAUGUUAACCUAUUUGUAGUGAUGAGAAUAUUUUUUAUAAACAAAUCGAAAUAUUUAAAAGGAGUAGGAUUCUAGUGAUAAUCUUGCUACAGGCUCAUUAGAAAAGAGUUGAGUUUUAUGAACCUAUAUUUCAACACAUCUUGUGCUAAACUUCUUUUAGAAAUAGGAUUCCGUUUACAAUAAUAAUAAUGAUGUGAUAAAACUAACUUAGAUUCAAUGCUUCUAGCUCCUCCAAUGAACCUUCGAGACUGGAAACUUCCUCAACUACCAUCAGUUUCAUCACCUGUGUUGAAAGAAAAUUGCAAACCUACAAAGCUGUCACGUUCUCAAGUUUGGGGAGAAUGCAUUUAUAUUUUUAAGCCAUUAAUUCACUGUAUCCUUUUUAUUUAUUAAUACUUAUACCACAUUUUAAGUGAAAGUAUGAUUGUAACAAACCUCCCCCAAUAAAUGUGCCUGUUUGAUAGACAGAUGAUAGGCAGUUUAAUGAGUCUGUUUGGUAAGGAGUGUGAUUAGUCUGUUUGAUAAGUCUGUUUGAUAAGUCUGUUUGAUAGGCAGUUUGAUGAGUCUGUUUGAUAGGCAGUUUGCUGAGUCUGAAUGAUAGGUAGUUUGAUUAGUCAGUUUGCAGGCACUAUGUUGUCCAGAGUAACAACAUUAUUCUAUGAUAUACUUUUGUUCUUCUUUCCAACCUGGAUGACGACAAGCAAUAAAAAAACCAGGUGAAAUACACAAGCUCUUUAUUUACCAUGUUCUUCUUUAAUAUUAUGCUGUUCAAAACCACAAGUUGCACAUAAUGGAAAUUCCUUGCUAACAGCAAACAAGAUGGCUGAAACUCCAAUCACCACACCACUCCCCACCCACCCCUGCCUCAUCAAAUUCCACAUUCCAUCCACACCCGACCACACUCCAUCCACAACCUGACCACACUCCAUCCACAACCCAACCACAUUCCAUCCACAAGCCGACCACAUUCCAUCCACACCCUGACCACAUUCCAACCACACACCAUCCACAACCUGACCACAUUCCAUCCACACCCUGACCACAUUCCAUCCACACCCUGACCACAUUCCAUCCACAGCCCUGCCACACUGCAUCCACAACCAGAGCACAUUUCAUCCACACCCUAACCACAUUCCAUCCACACCCCAACCACAUUCCAUCCACGGCCCGGCCACACUCCAUCCACAACAGACCACAUUCCAUCUACACCCCAACCACAUUCCAUCCACACCCCAACCACAUUCCACCCACAUCCCACCACAUUCCAUCCACAACCCGACCACAUUCCAUCCACACCCCGACCACAUUCCAUCCACAUCCCACCACAUUCCAUCCACAACCCGACCACAUUCCAUCCACAACCCCACCACAUUCCAUCCACACCCUGACCACAUUCAAUCCAAAACCGGACCACACUCCAUCCACAACCCGACCACAUUCCAUCCACACCCCGACCACAUUCCAUCCACACCCCGACCACAUUCCAUCCACAACCCAACCACAUUCCAUCCACACGGGCUGGUGUAAGGUAGGUGCACCCCACCACCUUCCAUCCACCCCCUGACCACAUUCCAUCCAAAACCCGACCACACUCCAUCCACACCCCGACCACAUUCCAUCCAAACCCCGACCACACUCCAUCCACAACCCGACCACAUUCCAUCCACACCCCGACCAUAUUCCAUCCACACCCCGACCACAUGCCAUCCACAACCCAACUACAUUCAAUCCACACCCCGACCACAUUCCAUCCACAACCCGACCACAUUCCAUCUACACCCCGACUACAUUCCAUCCACAACCUGAUCACAUUCCAUCCACACUCUGACCACAUUCCAUCCACAACCUGACCACAUUCCAUCCACACCAUGACCACAUUCCAUCCACACCCCGACCACAUUCUAUCCAAACCCUGACCACAUUCCAUCCACACCCUGACCACAUUCCAUCCACAACCUGACCACAUUCCAUCCACACCCUGACCACAUUCCAUCCACAUCCCACCACAUUCCAUCCACAACCUGACCACAUUCCAUCCACACCAUGACCACAUUCCAUCCACACCCCGACCACAUUCCAUCCACACCCUGACCACAUUCCAUCCACACCCUGACCACAUUCCAUCCACAACCUGACCACAUUCCAUCCACAACCCGACCACAUUCCAUCCACACCCCCACCACAUUCCAUCCACACCCUGACCACAUUCCAUCCAAAACCAGACCACAACCCGACCACAUUCCAUCCACACCCCGACCAUAUUCCAUCCACAACCCGACCACAUUCCAUCCACAACCCGACCACAUUCCAUCCACACCCCGACCACAUUCCAUCCACAACCAGACCACAUUCCACCCACACCCCCACGUGUAAGGUAGGUGUUUCCGACCACAACCUGACCACAUUCCAUCCACACCAUGACCACAUUCCAUCCACACUCUGACCACAUUCCAUCCACACCCUGACCACAUUCCAUCCACACCCUGACCACAUUCCAUCCACACCUCGACCACAUUCCAUCCACAGCCUGACCACAUUCCAUCCACAGCCUGACCACAUUCCAUCCACACUCUGACCACAUUCCAUCCACAACCCGACCACAUUCCAUCCACAACCCGACCACAUUUCAUCCACACCCAGACCACAUUCCAUCCACAACCCGGCCACAUUCCAUCCACACCCCGACCAUGCUCAUAAAACCAGUUCAUAACAAGUGUACAUGCCAAACAAUAAGAGACCUUUGUAACAGCAUAUGGUCUCCUAAGCAACUUUAAGUUAAAUCACUGAUACAAAUGAGUUAAGUGACCUUAACUAAAGCCAAGUAACAAGCUUGUAUAUUUAUGGCACAUCUUCUUUUAAACCUUGGCUACUCUCAUCAGGUCUUGAUGUCUCAAGGUAAGAUAAAUGCUUUACUGCUUCUUGUAUCAUGCUCAACUCACUAGUUUUGUCACUCAUUAUUUUCAGCAAAAGAAAAGGUUAUCUUGCAGUCAUAAAUAAAUUGAUGAAUUAUACCUGAUGAAGUAUACUUGAUAAUAUAUAAUUGAUGAUAUGUACCAGUCUAAAAUCUUGCUUUCCUUACUUGUAUCGUCAAGUAAGAAUUUUGCUUGAAAUUCAUUUGAACCCUUUCAUUUAGUGUAUUUUAUAUUUAUCUGUUUAACAUCUUUACCCAACUACUCUUACAUAAAGUAGAUCAUUAUACAUAUAUAACAUGAAUAUUAUCAGGAAGAUGAACCUUUCUGCAUUUAAAUACAAAUAAUUUCCUUGCAAAUUUUUUUUAAUGGAAUUUCUAUCUAAAAACAAAGACAUUUUAUCUUCAUCAGCCUCUACUUAAUAGGAGAUACUGCAGCACUUAAUCGACAAGAGCAAGCCGAACUGAGGAGACGAUCUCUCAUGUUGGUCAUGUACCUACUAAGAUCUCCUUUCUAUGAUCGUUACACAAAGUAAGUUUUGUUGCACUUUUUCAGAUUAUCAUGAAAUAUUUUUGGUUCUAGUUGUGUUUUUUUUCUGUCUAUCUUUUAUGGUUUUUCUCUAUAAUGUGUGUUGAGUUGCAGCAUUCAUUUAGCGUCAGAGAAAAUGGAAAUUUUGUGUUCAUAAUGAUAUCUAAUGUUCUCCUAUUAAAUGGAAAAAGAAGCCGCUAGAUAUUUACAUAAAUCUUAUCACUUGUUAUAUUUUGGUAAUAUCUCAUUUCGACUCUCCCUGGUAAUAAAUCUGUUCAAUUUUCCAUGGUAAUAAAUCUGUUCAAUUGUCCAUGGUAAUAAAUCUGUUCACUUAUCUAUGGUAAUAAAUCUGUUCAAUUGUCCAUGGUAAUAAAUCUGUUCAAUUGUCACUGCCAUUUAAUUAUGAAUUGUUGUUCUCUGUCAAUAUUAUCAUAUGGGUGUUUGAGAUCAGUGUUUGAGAGAGGAAGUUAAAUUGUCUCUCACAUGAACAAAAAGUUAUACUUAAUCAAAUCAGUGGUAGUGCAUAAUUAUUUUGUAAUUGUAACUAUUUUGUUUAUGAUUUCAAUUUAAAUGUGUUGUUUUUUUUGGAAAGAAUGUUUAAAAAACUGCUUAGUUCUGAACUUUACUCCUUUUCCCUAACAGUGCUAUGUCAUCAGCAUAAGCAAAAUACUGAAGGGGUUGAUUGUAGAGACAGCCCAUUGGGCAUGGGUCUUGAGUUUUCCUCAGAAAGUAUCCUGUUAUUGUUCCUCAGGUGUCAAUAUGUAUGCUUCUUAUAACUCUCUCUAAUGUUAGGUUAAAUAGCAGACAAGAUUUUGAGUGUCCCUGUCUCAGGCCUCGUCUAAUAUGAAAUUCCCUUGAACCUUGAUUUUGAUUUUUGAGUUGUUCAAUGUUACAUGUAUCAAUCUUGUCAGUUUGUUGGGUAUGCCAAACUCCUGUAGAGUCUCAUUGAGAUAUUAUCUUUUGAUGCUGUCAUAGGCCAUUUUGUAGUCCACAUAGAGUUGAUGUACUUGGAUUUUAUAUUCAUAACAUUUCUCCAAUAGGCAUCUGAUGGUGAAAAUGUGUUCAGUUGUUUAUCUGUUUUGCCUGGAUCCACAGUUUAACAAAUACUUGUCUAACAAGUACUAGUCUAGCAGAUACUAAUUUAACAAAUAAUAGUCUAACAGAUACUAGUCUUAAAUAUAUUAGUCUAACAAACUAGUCUAAAUGAUUUCACUUCUGAAAUAAUAAUCUCUCCAUGUGGCUCUUUCUGUAGACUAAGAAUGGUACACGGCUUUUUAAGCAAACUGUUUUGAUAGCAAAAGUAACUUAGUUUAGUAGAAUUAGAAAAUUUAGGACAAUGACCCUAGUAUAGUAGAACAGAACAUUAAGGACAAUGUACUUAGUGUUGUAGAAUUAGAAGACUGAUUUUGGAAAUGGGGAAAAUUGUAUAGAAUAAAAUUAAAAGACACGAUGAAAGACAAAAUUAACAUUCACUGAAUAACAUAAGACUAGUGGUGCUCAACCACACUCACACGCACAAGCACACAAAUGAGUGCACACACAGACACUUGCACAAACAUGCACAUGGACAAAAUAAUGGUUUUUAUAGCAUCAAACAUCCUUAAUUAGUACGACGAAAUAUUAGGAAUGAAAUUUUCAAUGUCAAGGUUAUUUAUCGGUAUAGCUUUUGUGUACUUGAUUGCAGGAUAAAGCUAUUAGGCAUUCUCAAAGGAUUAUCAGAUACAAUACCUGGAGUAUCACUUGUUCUUGGUGAGUACUUUAAUUAAGAAAGUCAACAUGUUUCAGUCUGAAUGGAUGCUAGUUUGAAAUAAACAUGACCAUUGCAGGAUUUAUGCUCUUGAAGUUCUGGGAUACCCGCACUAUAAGUAUAAGAGUGUUGUACUGCAAUAAAGCUUUCAAGUAGAGCAGUGUUUCCCAAACUUUUGACAUUUGUGUACCCAUCAAUAAUUUUCAUAACACAGAGUACCCUGCAUUAAAAAAAAUUGCAUGAACUUAAAUAACAAUAAAAAAAAAAAAUUGUAAAAUUGUUUCCUUUGCAGCGUGUACGUCCAUUAAACUCUUCCUGUACCCCCAGCGGUAUGCGUACCACACUUUGGGAAACACUGAAGUAGAUUGAGACCCAAACAUUUUGUGUAAAUAAAACAAUAUAGGUUAAGCUUUAAUAUGAUUAUACAAAUGAUAAAUGUAAAAGUUUCAGCAAAUGCCAUUAUCAGUACAACAGAAAUAUCCAUAUUAGUAUAAAUUAAAUUUUAAACUAAAUUAAUAUAAUACAAAUACAUGUAUGGUACCUAAGAAAGAAAGAAAAGAAUUAGAGUGGGUGCAAGUCCCUGACAAAAAAACAAAGCUCAGAAGAACAGAAGAAAGGAAGUGGGUGGAAGUAAAGUUUAAAAACCAAAUAAGAAAAAUACAUUGCAGCUAUGUCAAAUUAUGAAUUUGAUUUAUACUGUAGGGAGUCAGCGAACAAAAUUUUGUUAUUAAUUUAUUUUUCAUAUAAAUUCUGUGAUGUGUAGUACUUGCAUAAAAUAUACCACUAACCGCAAUGUCUAAUAUUCCAUCACUGUUGAAAUGUUUUGAAACCUGACAAAGGUCUUGUUUAUUGAUGCUAUACAGGUGUUCUCCAAAACUGUCUAUUGAUGUUAUACAGGUGUUCUCCAAAACUGUUUAUUGAUGUUAUCCAGGUGUUCUCCAAAACUGUUUAUUGAUGUUAUACAGGUGUUCUCCAAAACUGUUUAUUGAUGUUAUACAGGUGUUCUCCGAAACUGUUUAUUGAUGUUAUACAGGUGUUCUCCAAAACUGUUUAUUGAUGUUAUACAGGUGUUCUCCAAAACUGUUUUUUUUUUAUGUUAUAAAGGUGUUCUCCAAAACUGUUUAUUGAUGUUUUACAGGUGUUCUCCAAAACUGUUUUUUUUUAAUGUUAUACAGGUGUUCUCCAAAACUGUUUAUUGAUGUUUUACAGGUGUUCUCCAAAACUGUUUUUUUUUUAUGUUUUACAGGUGUUCUCCAAAACUGUUUUUUUUUAUUUUUAUUUUUUUUUUUUUUUUUAUAAAGGUGUUCUCCAAUUUUGUUUUUUGAUGUUUUACAGGUGUUCUCCAAAAUUGUUUUUUUUUAAUGUUAUACAGGUGUUCUCCAAAACUGUUUAUUGAUGUUUUACAGGUGUUCUCCAAAACUGUUUUUUUUUUAUGUUUUACAGGUGUUCUCCAAAACUGUUUUUUUUUAAUGUUAUACAGGUGUUCUCCAAAACUGUUUAUUGAUGUUUUACAGGUGUUCUCCAAAUCUGUUUUUUUUAAUGUUAUACAGGUGUUCUCCAAAACUGUUUAUUGAUGUUUUACAGGGGUUCUCCAAAACUGUUUUUUUUAUGUCAUACAGGUGUUCUCCAAAACUGUUUAUUGAUGUUCAAUGGGGUACUGUAUUGGGUUUGAAUGUUUCAUUUUGAUCCUAAGAAUUAAUGCAUAAAAGAUGUGUGCAUUGAAUCUUUUGAUUCCCAUUAAAAUUUCUGCUUUGGUUACCCCUAAAAUAAGUCGCCCAGAUGGAAAUUAUUUGUUUCACCAAAUAAUAAGUUGUUAAUAAAUAUUGUUUUUCGUUGAAUCUAUUUGACAUGUCCGUAACUGUAAGAUCUCUUUUUUAUUGUAGGGCCUUUGAUGGAUUACCUUCCCAUCUGGCAGAAAAUAUACUUUUACACAUGGUCAACAUAACACAAGUAAGGAUGCAGUCACAAUUAGACAUAGUCAACAUAACACAAGUAUGGAUGCAGUCAAGUCAACAUAACACAAGUAUGGAUGCAGUCACAAAGUCUCAAUCAUUUAACAUCUUGAAGGUUGUUGUUUCAUGUGUGCUAAAAUAUCCAACUGCCCUGAGAAAUCGAUUUAGCUUACUGUAUUUAACUCUUUCGCUGCGGAGCAACGCAGAGUGCGUUCAUCUGCCGUUCUCAAAAGCACGGACCAACACGCUCACAUUCCUUUCAAUAGCAUGUUUGUUUCUUUGCUAUUUCUCUGCUAAACUUUUUAAGAGCUACUUUUUAAUAGUACUUUUACAUAGAAGAGUGGUACUUCAUUGUUUAUAAGCGAAACCAAGUUUUAUUUGUUGUCAUUUGAAGCAUUAUUUUAAUGAUUUUCUUGGCUAUUUUUUCUACUGUUCCUAUGGCUACCCUAGGCCCUAGUCGGUGAGUAAGUUUCCUAUAUGAUUAACAGCUCAAAAAGCUUUGGAAUUGAUUUAUACUAUUUCUUUUGAUGGUGAAGAGGAUUUAUAUUUAGAUCCAUCACAUGAUUCCGAUGGUAGUAGUUUUAGAGGAUUUGCGUUAUAGGAGUGAAGAUGAGGUAUGCGUACAUCAUAGGGUUUGGGGGAAUAUGGUUUAGCAUAUGUUUUCACAUUUUAUGAUUCUUCUCUGGAACUUAUUUUAUUUAAACUGAAGAAAUAAGUUCACAAACAUAUAGUCCUUUCAAUUAUCUUUCAUUUGAUACCAAGUUUAGUCUUAUAAACCAAAAAGUAAUAUUUUAUAUAUUUUUUAAUAAACCCAACCUCUCACUCUUUUUUGCUCUUCGAAAAAUAAUGUACAUUUUUCAGAUAAAAAAAUUCUGCAGCGAAAGAGUUAAAGCAACAAAAACUUCUUUUUGAAUGUUGUUAUCAUGUUUUGUAUAUAACAGCUCCUGUAGUCAGACAUUUGUGAGGCUGUGCACUGUUGGCUUGUGAGGCAGGGUUGGUUUGUGAGGCUGUGCCCUGUUGGUUUGUGAGGCAGGGUUGUUUGUGAGGCAGUGCCCUGUUGGUUUGUGAGGUUGUACUCUGUUGGUUUGUGAGGCAGUGCCCUGUUGGUUUGUUAGGCAGUGCAUUGUUGGUUUGUUAGGCAGUGCACUGUUGGUUUGUGAUGCUGUGCACUGUUUGUGAGGUUGUGCACUGUUUGUGAGGCAGUGCACUGUUGGUUUGUGAGGCAGUGCACUGUUGGUUUGUGGUGCUGUGCACUGUUUUUGAGGUUGUGCACUGUUUGUUUGUGAGGCAGUGCACUGUUGGUUUGUGAGGCAGUGCACUGUUGGUUUGUAGGCAGUGCACUGUUGGUUUGUGAAGCUGUGCACUGUUUGUGAGGUUGUGUACUGUUUGUUUGUGAGGCAGUGCACUGUUGGUUUGUGAGGCAGUGCAAUGUUUGUUUGUUAGGCAGUGCACUGUGGUUUGUGAUGCUGUGCACUGUUUGUGAGGUUGUGCACUGUUUGUUUGUGAUGCAGUGCACUGUUGGUUUGUAAGGGGGUGCACUGUUGGUUGCUGGAAAGUCUGCUUUACAUGGAAGUAAGGGAAUCUAUGCAGUGUUUUCUUGUGUUUGUAACAGGAAUGAAUUCUAUAAUUAUAAGUGUCAGAGAUAUGUUAACUGAAGCAAGCUGACUUUGGUGCAAACUCCAUUUCGAUACUCUCCCUCAUAUGGCUGGCAUUUUCAAUUUAAUUAUAGGGGGAAAAAAUGGCAGUUCUUGUAUGUAGGUCGGGGCAGUUAAACUUUGCCUUUGUGUCGGCAAAACAAGAAUUUGCCAUAAAAUGAGCAGUGAGUAUUGUCGUUAUUGCAAAAUAUCGUGAUUGCCAGUUGCUACUGUACAAAAAAAAUAAUAAUUUUUAAUACAAUAAUUAGGUCAAAGUUAUAUUUUUUUAUAAAUUUGGUAUCAAAAAAUUUGUUACAAUGUCCUCUAUUUUUUAAUAACAAAAUGGAUUAAAAAUUCUCAAUAUCAUCAGUAUGGGGCCAUCCAUAUAUUACGUCUGUACUGAGGGGGCUAAGGAGAUUGUUGAUUUUGAAGAUUCCUUGUAUAUAACUUGAUUUAUAACAUUAAACUGAAGUUGUUGCUACGAUUCUGAUUGAAGUUUAUGAAACUGUGAGGCUAAUAUGUCAGUGUUUGGUAGUCAAUAAAUAGUAUUACCUGGCUGAUAAUGCCGAUAUCAAAGAGCAUGUUACUGUGUGCAAAAUAUUUCCAGGCUGAUGAUAACGAUAUCAAAGAGCAUGUUAAUGUGUGCAAAGUAUUACCUGGCUGAUAAUACAGAUAUCAAAGAGCAUGUUACUGUGUGCAAAGUAUUACCUGGCUGAUAAUACAGAUAUCAAAGAGCAUGUUACUGUGUGCAAAGUAUUACCUGGCUGAUAAUACAGAUAUCAAAGAGCAUGUUACUGUGUGCAAAGUAUUACCUGGCUGAUAAUACAGAUAUCAAAGAGCAUGUUACUGUGUGCAAAGUACUACCUGGCUGAUAAUACAGAUAUCAAAGAGCAUGUUAAUGUGUGCAAAGAAAAUGUUGGAUAAAACCUUGACAGUCUUGGUUUUUUUUUUCUGAUCAUUUGAAUGAUCAUCUUUUGGAUUGAAACCAUUGUUGAUGCCUCUCAUCUUCUCACCCUCCUAUCAAAUAUGAACUCUUCUCACCCUCCUAUCAAAUAUGAACUCUUUCAUUGUUGUAUGAACUCUUUCAUUGUUGUAUGAAAUCUUUCAUUGUUGACAUGUUUUAAAAUAAAAGAUUUGCAGAU
Molecule: messenger RNA, 41720 nt
Organism: Lymnaea stagnalis (great pond snail)
Lineage: Eukaryota; Metazoa; Mollusca; Gastropoda; Lymnaeidae
Source: the annotation of a GenBank genome assembly